CUUUCUGCUUUUCACAAACUCUGUCACUUCAAAGUGGUAGGUUCCAUGACUAAUGCUACUAGCUCUACAUAACUCAAACUCUUUCUUUCUUCCUCAAUUUUCCUUCCCAUUUUCCGACUUCCAAACACUAUUUGCAACAACCAUUCUCAGUUUGCCAAACGGGGAAAGAAACUAGAUAAUGGACUCCAGAGAAAAGCAGCCACCACUGCCAUCGCAAAUACAACGGCAUCCACAACAACAUCAACAACACCACCAGACGCAACCAAACAUGUUACUUGGUGGUCCUCCCUCUUCCUACACCAACAGCACCGCUGCUGGUCAUCCCGCUAUGGGUAUGAUCAACCCGAACAUCCCUCCCACUGCUGCAGCUGGUUUCCCCUUUAAUUCAGUGGGCCCGCCUCCCCCACGGUCCAAGUCGCCUUCUUCCGAUGGUAGUUUUGAUGGAUCGUCACCUCCUUCUUCCACAGGGAUGAGGUUUAGUAUGGAGCCAGCGAAGAAGAAGAGGGGGAGGCCCAGAAAGUACACCCCAGAUGGCAACAUUGCCUUGGGGGUGUCGCCAACCCCGAUUCCAUCUCCGCCGAACUCGUUGGUCCAUGCUGAUCCUGGAGGUGGCACCCCUGGCGUGGCCUCUGAGCCUCCUUCUAAGCGGAAUAGAGGGAGACCGCCAGGGUCAGGCAAGAGGCAACUUGAUGCAUUAGGAGGGGUUGGAGGAGUUGGAUUUACACCUCAUGUGAUUACAGUGAAAGCAGGGGAGGACAUAGCAUCAAAGAUUAUGGCUUUCUCACAGCAAGGGCCGCGAACAGUUUGUAUUCUGUCUGCGAAUGGUGCUAUUUGUAAUGUUACGCUUCGUCAGCCAGCAAUGUCUGGUGGUACUAUGACAUAUGUGGUGUCUGGAGCACUGGCAAAGACAAGUGCAUAUGGGAAGUUCUAAUGUGUUAGAAAUUAUAAAUGGUCUAACAUAAGGGGAAUGGAUGAAGAGGAAGAAGCAUCAGCUUGGGCAUGUUCCAAACAUUGUUUACUGUUGGUGCUAUGUCUUUUGCACGUUUUAAUCCACAUGAAAUUUGCCUUGCCAAUCUAGCUUGAGACCAACUUAUGUAUCUAUUAUUUUAUUCCCUUGCAAUCUAGUAUGCAUAUUGCCUAUGCUGAACUAUUUUUAUUUGUUAUUUCCUGUGUAGUGUCCAUGUGUUAUUAUGAAUUGUUUAAUAUUUUUAUAUUCAAUUAUUAAUACUUACAAAUUGGAACAAUGUCCAAAUAUUUUAUAUUCAUUUUAAUAAAUGUAUCUGGCAUCCCUUUGGUUAA
This is a messenger RNA of Hevea brasiliensis (rubber tree), 1299 nucleotides long. Its product is annotated as AT-hook motif nuclear-localized protein 13. Lineage: Eukaryota; Viridiplantae; Streptophyta; Magnoliopsida; Malpighiales; Euphorbiaceae. The record is from RefSeq and is a predicted model, not a curated record. Gene Ontology annotation, molecular function: minor groove of adenine-thymine-rich DNA binding. Bases 179 to 931 code for a protein of 250 amino acids. The transcript has 4 exons.